Molecule: messenger RNA, 2531 nt
Organism: Lolium rigidum
Lineage: Eukaryota; Viridiplantae; Streptophyta; Magnoliopsida; Poales; Poaceae
Product: leucine-rich repeat extensin-like protein 7
Exons: 1
Coding region: 158-2299 (713 amino acids)
Molecular function (GO): protein binding
Source: RefSeq, a predicted model, not a curated record
ACCACUCUCAAUGCCACUGCCCUCACACCUCAUCACCACGCUCCCCACUUGAUCCUCUCCUCCGUGAUCCCGAGCUGACUGACCUCUCCUUCCACCAUCGCUCGCUCGCAUCACAGCUCCAUUCUCCAUUCUUCCUAGAUCACAGCUCAACGCAAGCAUGAUCCCGCGCGGCAUGGCGCCGCUGCUCGCGCUCGUGCUGCUCGGACUGGCAGCGGCAGCGUCGGCGCAGCAGGAGGGCAAUGUGGCUGAGCAGUUCGCGGCCUCACUCGCCACCCGCUUCGACGCGCCGCCGUCCUGGCCGUUCCCGAACCCGCGCCUCCGGGCCGCCUACGCCGCGCUGCAGGCCUGGAAGCAGACGGCCAUCUUCUCCGACCCAUCCAACUUCACCGCCAACUGGCUCGGCCCCAACGUCUGCGCCUACACCGGCGUCUACUGCGCCGCCGACCCCUCCGCCUACGGCCUCCUCACGGUGGCCGGGAUCGACCUCAACCACGCCGACAUCGCCGGCUUCCUCCCCGCCUCCCUCCCGCUCGGCCUCCCGGACCUGGCGCUCCUCCACCUCAACUCCAACCGCCUCUGCGGCAUCAUCCCGGACACCUUCAAGCGCCUGCGCCUCCUCCACGAGCUCGACCUCAGCAACAACCGCUUCGUCGGCGCCUUCCCGGAGGUCGUCCUCGCGCUCCCCUCCCUCAAGUACCUCGACCUGCGCUUCAACGACUUCGAGGGCGCCAUCCCGCCCGCGCUCUUCGACCGCCCGCUCGACGCCAUCUUCCUCAACUCCAACCGCCUCCGCAACCCCAUCCCGGCCAACCUCGGCAACUCCCCCGCCUCCGUCGUCGUGCUCGCGCACAACAAGCUCGGCGGCUGCAUCCCGCCCUCCAUCGGCAACAUGGCCGACACGCUCGACGAGAUCGUGCUCAUUGACGACCAGCUCGUCGGCUGCGUCCCGCCGCAGGUCGGCCUGCUCAAGAAGGUCACCGUGUUCGAUGUCAGCGACAACAGGCUCCAGGGCGCCAUCCCGGCGGCUAUUGGCGGGAUGGCGGCGGUCGAGCAGCUCGAUUUGGCGGGGAACAUGUUCGAGGGCGCCGUGCCGGCUGGUGUGUGUGGGCUUGCUGGGCUCAAGAACUUCACGUACACCAACAACUUCAUCGUCUCGCGACCGGGGUGUGCGCAGGCCACCGCCGACGGCGCGUGGAACUGCAUUCCUGGCGCGCCCGCACAGCGGCCGCCCGCGCAGUGCGCCUACGCUGCGGCGCACCCGUUCGACUGCAGCAAGUCGCAGUGCCAGGCUGGGGCGGCGUACACUCCUUCGCCAACUCCCACGCCCACGCCCACGCCAGGUGGUGGUGGACACACCGGAGGUGGCCAGCCUUCGACGAGCCCAUCGUACCCGUCGCCGCCGUCAAGUGCCACCACUCCGUCGUCGCACUCACCGCCGUCCAGUGGCACCACACCGUCGUCGCACUCGCCGCCGUCCAGUGGCACGACACCUUCGUACCCGUCGCCGCCGUCCAGUGGCACCACGCCUUCGUACCCAUCGCCGCCGUCGAGUGACACCACGCCAUCGUCCCACUCGCCACCUCAUGGAUCCACCACGCCGUCACCACCCAAGGGCUCGACCACGCCGACCUACCCGACGCCGCCAUCAAGCUCCAGCACCCCAUCGUACCACUCGCCGCCCCAAGGACACACCACCCCGUCGUACCCGUCGCCACCGCAGGGCGGCUCGACCACGCCGUCGUACCCGACACCGCCGUCAAGCUCCAGCACCCCGUCGUACCACUCGCCGCCGCAGAGCACGCCGACAACACCGUCUUACCCGUCUCCGCCAUCUGGCUCCACGACGCCGGUAGGAGGCGACGCGCCGCCUCCCCCGACCUCGUACAACAAGCCGGACGGGCGGUACGCGCCGCCGCCGGGCUCGUACGGGCCCAACCCCUCGACGCCCCCGUCGUCCACACCGUCGUCCGGCUCGCCGCCACAUUCCUCCGGCAACCACCCCACGCCUUCGCCGCCCACAAAGUACCCGGGCUACGCGGCGCCGGGGACCCCAACCACGACGCCUCCAUCAUCCACGCACCCCGGCACCCCGUCGUCGCCGUCAGGAACACCAACAACGCCGUCCUCGCCAGAGCACUGCGCGCCGCCAUCGCACGGCGGCGGCACCGGCGGUCACCCGACGCCCACGCCGUCCGGUGGCCACCCGACGCCCACGCCAUCCGGCGCGAACCUGCCGUUCCCGCCGGUCUACGGCGUGUCGUACGGGUCGCCGCCGCCUCCAGUGAAGCCGCACUACUAGUUCUCGAUGGCCGGAGCAGCCGCCACCCAUUGUCAGCUUGUCACCACUUACACUCACCAGUAUAAUACCUCAUCUUCCACCUGCCAUUAGUAUUUUUACAUCUUGGCUUCAUUUCUUCUUCUUGUUUCUUGCGAGUAUUGGAUCGAGAUCGGUCUACAGAGACUGCCCCUCCUAUAUAUGUAUUCUUUCUCACUUGGAUUGGAUGCCCAGAUUUAUUAAAUUAAUUUGGAUG